CUGCCUCUCAUUCGCCGAUGGAACAAUCACAAAGUAACUCACAGCCACAAGAUAAUGCUGCUCAAAAUUCUCAAACUGGUUCAUCUAGAGGUAAAUCUGAUCUAGCUUGGCAGUAUUUUACAGUGAAGUAUGACAAAAAUAACAAGGCUCAAUAUACAUGUAUUUUCUGCUUGAAUACUUAUAAUGGAGGGGGGAUAUAUAGAAUGAAAUAUCAUCUUGCAAAAAUCCCUGGACAAAUUAAAGUUUGUAACAAAGUAACUGAAGAUGUUGAGCUUCAAUUCAAAAGGCUUUUGGAGGAAAACAAAAAAAAUAAGGCAGAAAAAAGAAAAUUUACAUCUGAGUGUUAUGAUGUGGAAAGUGAAAGAGAAGCGGAAGAAGAUGGUGAGGCGCCUAAUCCUGUACAACCUCCGGCUCCUGCAACAAUGGGAGACAAAGGAAAGAGAAGAGCGAUUGCUGCUACUCCAAUUGGAAGUUAUUUUAAGGAAAGGACUAUGCCAGGCUCUCAACCAGCUUUGAAAAGUGUCUUGGCCAGUAAACAAGUUAAACACAAGGUUAAGUUGGGGCUUGCAAGAUGGAUCAUUGAUGCACGGAUUCCAUUCAAUGCAAUUCAAUCGCCUUACUUUCAACCUGCCUUGGACGGCGUUGCUGCAAUUGGACCUGGUUUCAAGGGACCGUCGUAUGACGAAAUGAGAGUUCAUUUGCUGGCCGAUCUUAAGAAGGAGUGUCAGUUGCUUGUUGAAGGUUAUAGGAGCUCGUGGAAAAGGACUGGUUGUACACUGAUGGCAGAUGGCUGGACUGAUCAAAGGCAGCGUACGUUAAUUAAUUUUCUAGUUUAUUGUCCUGCUGAUAUGUCAUUUGUUAAGUCUGUUGCCGAUACCUUGUUUAAAUUGUUUGCUGAGGUUAUUGAGUGGGUUGGGUCUAGUAACAUUGUGCAUGUGGUUACUGAUAAUGCUGCGAAUUAUGUAUCUGCUGGAAAACUCAUUCUUGGCAGUAUUUCACAGUGA
Messenger RNA from Arachis ipaensis, 1004 nucleotides. NCBI's taxonomy places the organism in Eukaryota, Viridiplantae, Streptophyta, Magnoliopsida, Fabales, Fabaceae. The record is from RefSeq and is a predicted model, not a curated record.